Mycena indigotica is the source of this 1104-nucleotide messenger RNA. RefSeq lists its product as uncharacterized. The transcript is spliced from 2 exons. NCBI's taxonomy places the organism in Eukaryota, Fungi, Basidiomycota, Agaricomycetes, Agaricales, Mycenaceae. The coding region runs from base 1 to 1104 and encodes 367 amino acids. The record is from RefSeq and is a predicted model, not a curated record.
AUGUCACCGUCUCCCGAGCCCGUCCGCUUCGAAGACCUUGACGACGACAUCCUCAUUUACAUCACCAACUUUGCUCUCCACCCAGACUUGGAGCAAGUCAAGCUCUUCGACCUCUCGCGUCGCAUGCGGAAUGUGUUUCAGCCGAUCCGUUUUCGCCAUAUUUGGUGGGCGCCAUGCGACACUGAAUUUCCUCCGGAGGAAUUGUUUCCUUAUAUCCAUGAGCUCACGAUUGUACCGGACCAGAUGUCUUCAGUAUCUAAGUUCAAUCACAUCGAAAUCGCUGCUGAACUACGGCAAAAACUCCCACUGCUACCCCAUCUCAACACGUUCUAUCUCGGCAUGCGAAUCGAAGGUGGUCUUUGGACGGAACUGGUGGAAUGUCUUGCUGCAGCUCCAAACCUGACCAGUUUUGGUAUAUUUUCGCCGUGGUCGGCAAAUGAGACGAUGGAUGAACCUUGGCAAUUGGCGGAUGAAUUGUCUCCACCCCCUCUCCAAAUGAUACUAUACCCUUUCCCCAUCGAAACCAAACAUGGGUGGUCCAUUCGUCGGCGCCAUCCGCUUCUUCUUGAUUUUGCAGCCGCGAACCUGCGCCGCCUGUUGUCGGCAUGCCAUACCACUCUGGACAAUGUCGAACUACUGGGAGAGUUGUUUCUUGGUUCAUUUGACACCAAGAUCGAGUGGACUUCACUCCGCGAGCUGUUCGUUAUCGGAUUUUGGCCAGAGUGGGAUCUAGAAGAAAGACCUGAGCCGAGUGAGAUGCUUUCGGUUUUAGAGUUGUUGCCUAAUCUGCGGACUCUGGUCUUGCUCAUGUCCGUUGGCUGCGACGAACCUGAAGGCCGCACCGUUCUCAUACCACGGGAUGCUCCUGCUCCUCAACAAGCAAGCACAUUUUUGGCCCAUCUCAAUCGUUUCGACAUGGCCUCACUGACCCCAAUCGAUCGCAUCCUCAACUUGCUUCCGGCAGGGCUGGAGUCGUUAACUUUGACUCGAUAUCCAGCCGAACUGGCGGAAAUCGACAUGCGCCAACCCAUCUUGCCCUGCCUGGAGCUCCUUGCAAUGUUAGCCGAACUGGAGUUCCCCGGUCUGAAGACCCUACAUGUCUAG